This is a messenger RNA of Vanessa tameamea, 2179 nucleotides long. RefSeq names its product ubiquitin thioesterase trabid (gene trbd). Gene Ontology annotation, molecular function: K63-linked polyubiquitin modification-dependent protein binding; cysteine-type deubiquitinase activity. The record is from RefSeq and is a predicted model, not a curated record. Gene Ontology annotation, cellular component: nucleus; cytoplasm. Gene Ontology annotation, biological process: cell migration; positive regulation of Wnt signaling pathway; protein K29-linked deubiquitination. NCBI's taxonomy places the organism in Eukaryota, Metazoa, Arthropoda, Insecta, Lepidoptera, Nymphalidae.
CGAUAAACAAUACAAUAGUGUUACAAGUGCAGCUGAACAAACAAGAACAAAUGAAUAGCUCGAAUCUCGUAAAAUGCGAACCUCAUAGUGAUAAUAGUGAUAAUUAAUCACAUUGUAUAUUUUAUGGUACAAUGAGUGAGGAGUCGCAAAAUGGUGGCAGCAAAAAGAGUCCAUCAUUGGCUGCACUUAAUGAGGCAGGCUUGCAAGGAGAGGAAUGCGGGGCACAAGUCGAUGCCUCCACUUACACUUCACACACAAAUAUUGCACAGGUGACAGCGAGCUCUGCUCCCACAGACAGUAGUAAUAAAUGGAAGUGUGACAUAUGUACAUAUGAGAAUUUUCCACUUUCUCGUAAGUGCACCAUGUGUCGCAGCUUGAAACCUUCCCUCGGAGAGGACAUCUUUAAGUUACAAGAUGGAGCUAGUGCCCUUCCCGUGCAAGAUAUUUGUGGAGCAGAUGCGAUUGCAGAGAGACUUAAACCUUUAAGGAUAUCAUCUCCUCAGGGGCAGGCCGGCGCUUCGUCCGUGGCAAAGUGGUCUUGUGCGACGUGUACAUACGAGAAUUGGCCGCGGGCGCUGAAGUGCGCCAUGUGCGGGCCACCACCGCACACUCCACCGGUGAGGCCGCCUCUAUAUUCGCGAUCCCAUACCGACGCUCACUCGUCUACAGUGCUAACCUUCGUCUCAGGCGUCAACGACAUCUGCAACUCGCAGAACGCUCCGCUGCACGAAACGGAGUCGGGCGGGCGGCGCUCCAAGCGGCGCAACACCGACUGGGUGUGGUUGCAGGCCUGCCUGGGUGUGGUGGAGGGCGACGCGCGCUGCGUGCAGGCCUACCUGGCGGCGGGCGGCGACCCGGCGCGCGCGCUGUCGGCGCACGAGGUGGCGCUGCUGGACCGCGCCUCCGCCUUCGACCCCGGACACACGCUCGUGCACCUCGCCAUCCGGUUUCAAAGGCAGGAAAUACUAUCGACUCUGCUCUCGCGGAUAUCGGGCGGCGGGCCCGGGUUGAAGAGGUCGCCUUCGUACGUCGCGCCCGACCUCGCUACUGCGAUCCGGCGACACAUCGCCAAUUGUAUCCGUCACAAGAAGGGCAGCUUCCCGUGCCGGUACAUCAACGAGUUUUGCACAUUUUCUUUGCCGGCGGAGAUCGAGGAGCUGCCGGCCGCCAUCCAGGAGCAGCUGUUCUCGGAGCUGCUGGACCGCGACGCGCAGCACACGCUGGAGGAGCCGCCGCUCAUCAACUGGAGCCUGCACCUCACCGUGACGCUGGGCUCGCGCCUGUACGCGCUGUGGAACCGCUCGGCCGGCGACUGCCUGCCCGACGCCGUGUGCCAGGCCGCCUACGGCGUGUUCGACCGCGCCAACGUGCUGCGCGCCGCGCUGGCCGACUCGCUGCACCACGCGCAGCGCGGCUUCUACGCGCGCUGGGCGGCCUGGGAGCGCCUGCAGGCGGCGCAGCUGCACUACCAGCCCGAGGAGGCGCAGCUGCGCGCCGAGUGGGCGCGCCUCGUGGCCGCCGCCGCGCGCCCCGGCACGGCGCUGCACCAGCUGCACGUGUUCGCGCUGGCGCACGUGAUGCGGCGGCCGAUCUUCGUGUACGGGGUCGACGUGGUCAACUCGUUCCGCGGGGAGGCGCUCGGCUACGCGCGGUUUCAGGGUAUCUACCUGCCGCUGCUGUGGGAGCCGGAGUUCUGCUCCAAGUCACCGCUGUGCCUGGGCUACACGCGCGGACACUUCUCCGCUCUGGUGCCCGUGGAGCCCUACUCGCAGCGACACGACUACAUCUGCCGGGAGCAGCAAGAAGACGGCGAGGAGACCACGUACCUACCCCUGACCGACUCCGAAGGAAAACUACUACCCGUACAUUUCCUCACCUGCGACGAGGUGUCGGAGGAGGAGGCGCUGGUGCGGCGCUGGGUGCGCGCGCGCGGCGGCGGCGGCGCGCGCGCGGCGGCGCAGACGCUGCACGCGCGGCCGCUGCUGCAGGCGCAGAUGCUGGAGGAGUGGCUCAACCACUACCGCCGCCUCGCGUGAGCGCCGCCCCGCGUGAGCGCCGCCCGCCGCCCGCCGCGCCGAGGCUCCCGUCGCGAGUGCGCGAAGCGAUAGAUGCGUUCGGACCCGUUCGUCCCGGUGGGUGCACGUUGUUUCGAUUUCAAAUUUCCUCCUCGACGGCACUU